Camelus dromedarius (Arabian camel) is the source of this 3617-nucleotide messenger RNA. RefSeq names its product X-ray radiation resistance associated 1 (gene XRRA1). Gene Ontology annotation, molecular function: protein binding. Gene Ontology annotation, cellular component: nucleus. The transcript is spliced from 12 exons. NCBI's taxonomy places the organism in Eukaryota, Metazoa, Chordata, Mammalia, Artiodactyla, Camelidae. Bases 1979 to 3406 code for a protein of 475 amino acids. The record is from RefSeq and is a predicted model, not a curated record.
AGCCCAAGGGUGUGGUUGAGGCACCCGCUGAAGGUCAGGAAAGCCAGAAGAUUUCUUUUGAGGUCGGAGGGAAGAAAGUGUCUCGACAGGAAAGCCAAGUGGACACUGCUAGACAUGUGCUGGACCGGGCUUUUCUUGUGAGAGGAAAUGGAUCCUGGAAUGGCUGGCAGCACCAGCUAAUGACUGUCUUGGUGGGGGGCAAGGACUUGCCCCGUACAGUUACCCCCAGUCCAUCCCAAACUAUUAGAGUGAUCUUGGCAAAUUGAGUACAGCCAGAUGAUGAAGGGACCCAAAGCUCUCUUAAUUUGUAAAGUUUUUUUAUAUCCACCUUGUGAGAUCGGUAUUAUCAUCCCUAUUAUGUUGUUGCCAGUGUGCAGAUGAGAAAACUGAGGCGCCGAGAACUAAUUUGCCUUUGCCAGGUUCCCUCAGCUAUUAAUUAGGACUGUGGUCUACCCAGGAUUAAAACUACUGAGGAUUAGAACUCUGGUCUACUGACUCCAAAGCCUGUGCCUUUAUGUUUUAUCAGAUAAAAACUUACAAUAGAGUUAGAGAGGCAAAGAAGUAGGUCAGGGAGAGUUAGUAAAUUGAAAAUCCUAUUCCAGCACCUAGUAGGAUGUAAAGAUUCCUGCUCUGCUUUGGGGAGAUUGCUCUAGGAGCAGAGGGAUUGAGGAGGUCCCACACAUCACAGCCUUUGUCCUUUGGGUUUAGUGUCUGGCUAAAGGCCAGGAAUGCCAACCAGAUAUUACCCAGUGUCUAGAGAAGGCUUUACAAAGAGGACUUGAGUGGCUGUGCUGGAGACCAGCCAUGUAAUUUUACACCUGCUCUGUGCAAUGCCUUGGUGGCUUUGCAAAGAGAGAGACAUUUUGUAAGCCAAUAUUAACAUACAGUCCAGUGCUCAUAGCUCCCUAAGAAGAACUCUCUGGCAGCCUGCUUUGUGCCCAGGCUUUGUUUAUGGUUCCCAAAGAUAGAUUUCUGCAUGGAUCAGAUGUUGAAAGAGGGCUUUAAGGGGGCAGCUGAUUGCAUCUCACCUCAAGGCAGGUAGUGUAAACUUUUUGCAGAGUCCUGGGAAUUUCUUUGAUUAUGAUGUCCACUUCCUGGGGGUGAGGAAGACAAACAACAGGACUGAGGAGAAACACUUCCCAUAGUGAUCUUCUUUUCCCCUUUGUUUCCAGCAAUAUAUAUGUCCCACGUUAAUCGAGAUGGCUUGUUACCCAUGUUGCCACUUUGGAUAGCAGAAGAAACAAGGAUGUUUUUCAGAGUAAUGGGAUACCUACCUACCUGAUGGAUAGUUCUACUUGAAUGUUUCACUGGCACCUCAUAUUGAACUACUGCACCAAUCCCCUUUUACCAAGUCCCCAAAAUACUUCUUUUCUAGUGUUAACUACACUGUGAUGUUACUACCAUCUACCCAGUCACCAAGCAAGUAACCUGGGGUUAUCCUCGACACUUACCUCCCCAUCACCACCCCAACCCUUGCCAUUACCAAGCUUUGGUACUUUUAUUAAAUAGUUGUCAAAUCUGUAUUACUCUCUUCAUCUGCACUGCCACCAACCUAAUCUGAGCCACUAUCAUCUUUUAUUGGAUUAAUUGAAUAACAGAGGUGCUUUUGUUUCACAUAAAACAAAGCCAGAGGCAUUAUUAUUUCAGGGUAAGCUAAUUCACUGGUUUAAUGACGUCUUCCAAGGCUCAUGUUCCUCCAUCUUUCUGCUCUUAUAUACUCAGCAUGUUAACUUGUCUUCUUGGGCUGAUUGCGUUCAUGAUCCCAAGAUGGCUGCUGCAGCUCUGGUCAUCACAUUUAAAGGAUAACAUCCAGAGCUGAAGCACCACUGUGUGGAGAAACCAUCAGACCUAUGCAGCAUUAACGUGAGCGGCCUGAAAUUGUCCAAGUUCCUGGACCUUUCCUUCAACAGCCUGACUGCGGAGGCCAUCUGUGAUCUGGGGAUUCUGCCACACCUCCGUGUCCUGCUCCUCACAGGCAAUGGACUCACCUCCCUGCCGCCCAGUUUGGCUGUCACAGAGCAAGGUCGUGUUCUCAUCUUAUCCUGGAUUUUCAACCUCAGAGACAAGCAAGGUAUGUGCACUUCCUCCCAUAUUCGAGAUUCUUCCUGUGAAGUCACUGAAGGCAAGGAACCAGACGCUGGCCCCGCCCUUCCCAGAGCUGAGGUACCUUAACCUGGCCUACAACAAGAUCGCGAAGGAAGAUGCCAUCCUGCCAGUAGCUCUCUUCCCAUCUCUCUGCGAGCUCAUCUUCCAUAACAACCCUCUGGUGGCCCAUACACGAGGGGUCCCUCCACUGCUAAAAAGCUUCCUCCAGGAGCGGCUGGGAAUCCGCUUAGUUCGAAGGAAGAUAGUAAAGGCUAAGCAUCGUAUUUUGAUGCCUCGGAAGGACUCGCGGAAGGUGAAAGCCCAAGUCCCAAAGGUGCCAAAGAAGCCUCUGAUUGUCCAUCACCCACCCGUGAUCACAAUCAAGUCUUCCUCAAAGGAGAUGCUGCAGUCAGAGGCCGCACUGACUGAGGAGCUGCCCACCACCAAAACCAUUUCUGUGGCGCGAGAGAUGCCCAUGGAGGGCUUGGAGGGCCUUUCCCUGUCCCACCGGACCUUUGUGCCACUGCCUCCCAUCCGCUCUGACUCUGCUGUGUAUAGUGAAGAGACAUCUCACCUCAGCGACCCUGCUGGCCGCCACAGCCCAGACGACGAGGACACCAAGAGCACCGAGUCCAUCUUCUUGACCCAGGUGAGUGGGCUGUCUUCCUCCAUCUUCCAGAAGGAUGACUCAGAAGUAAAGGAGAAAGGCCAAAGACCACCCACAGUACCCAGAGUUGUGAAGAGGACUCAGAAGAAGCUCCCAUCUGCCUCCCUCCCCAGCAAGUACCAUGGCUAUGAGGAGCUGCUGACAGCCAAACCUGAUCCGGCCUUCCCUGAGCCAAAAGGAAUCCAGAAGAAUGCACAGGCCCUGCAGCACAUGCUGAAACACCCGCUCCUGCACCACUCCUGCAAGCCCAGGCUGGACACUCUUCAGAAACACUAUGUUCCCAAGGAGAAACGGACCCAGAGGAUCCCUAUUCCACCCCCACGGAAGACUCGAGCUCAGCUGCUAGAUGAUGUCCUCAUUCGCAUGCGGGACCCUCGGAACAUUACAGAGGCGCCACUAGGAGCUGUCCUGCGCCAGCGGAAGGAGCAGCGGCUGGUGAACCAGAAGCAGUACCUGGAGGCCAAGAAGCUGCUGAAGGAGUUUCGUGCACGCUACCGACGGCUGGUGCAUUGCUCGCUACGGACAGUGUUCAGAGCCACAGAGCCGCCCCAGGUCCACCCUGCACUGAGUGAGGGCCACCCUAAGUUUGGCCGCUUCCUUGAGUUCAUGGACGAGUUCUGCCAGGAGCCUAUGGCCAGUGACUCGAAAGGCUAGGGCUGCACACACAGCCAUGUACGCCACCCAACCUGCGCCCCACACCCUCCACGGGGAUUCCAUGCCCUUGACUGCUCCUUGGGACAAGCGCGAGCCUCGGAGCUCUACUGGGCCUCGCUCACUGGUGGCAGAGAAUGGGGAGAUCGUCAGGACCUCCCUUCCUCGGGCCAGGCAGAAACCUGGCACAACAGCAAUAAAGAGUGAGUGCAUA